AUGUCCUUUGAUGCUAAGUACGAGCAACAGUCUGUAUGCAAAGAUAUGCGUGCCGACGACGUCCGAGUCGCGUGCGCGUUACAGCUUGUGCGUGGUGGAGGAAGGAGAGUGGCGAAAACAAACAAAGAUAUAAUGUGCUGCAAGUACACAGAAGACGUAAAAGAUGUAGCAGCCGGCUUCACAGACGGCACUAUACGCUUGUUUGACUGCACUAGUGGUACAAAUACCCACACGCUCGUUGACGAAGAAUGCAAGUCAUAUCCUGGUCCAGUGACUGCUAUCAAACAUAGACCAGUCAGCAAAGCGCAUCCUAUCACUAAUAUGCUUCUGUCAUGUUCUACAAGCAAGGGUCGUCGGUCGCCAUUAUCGACUGCUUGCGGCGUUUCCGGCUUAAAGUCGCAUGGCCGAAUACUAUGCACUAGAAGCUGGGCGACCGAAAAUGUAUAUAUAAUAUACAUUUUCGGGCGCCCAGCUCCUCGUGCAUCAGCAGCUGAUUCAGCUUUUUCUCGUUUGAAGCCCCGCUCGGACCGCCCGUGGACAUACCCUCAACACGGCCAUUAUCGUGUGCGUCUUGGAAUUCCUUUUCCAUUUUGUUCAAAAUACGGGGUCCCCAGCUUGGUUAAUCCAAGUGAUAAAAGCUUGUCCGGCCAGGAGGCGGCGAGAAAUAAGUCCAACACUCCAAUUCACAGAAUAACAGUUUAUUGUACAAGCACACACAAGGAAAGUACAGAAGGAGUAAGCACAGAUAGUCUCAAGCACAAGGAAGAGAGUUCGGAAGAGAUAGUAAAAGCUCCAAGAAAAAAUAUCGUGGACGGUCAUACCUCAAGAAUUUUUGCAUGUGCAUUUAAUCCAAAAUCACACCAUGAAUUGAUAUCUGGUGGAUGGGAUAACAAUGUUAUCUGCUGGGAUGAUAGGCAGCCCUAUGCAACUAGACACAUUUUUGGUGUUCAUAUCUGCGGAGAAGGUCUAGAUUUUGAUAAACCUGGCAAACAGAUUCUCACAUGCGCAUGGCAAGACAAAAAGAGCAUUCAACUAUGGGAUUACGGUUCGUGUAAAUUAAUUGAGACAAUAGAACCUGAUAACCACCAGUCUAAGCUAUAUUGCGGAAAGUUUGUACCGAGAACCAAUCUUAUAGUUUGCGGCGGAUCAGAUGCCAAUACGUUCAGGGUAGUAGAUAUAAACUUAAAGAUUACGGAGUGUUCAAUAAGAAAUAAUCCAGGUGGGAUUUACGCAUUCGACUUUGGCACAAUCAGACGCAAGCCUAGAAAAGUGCCCGAAACUUACAAGAGGAUCAGUGAAAUUGAUUCUAUACCAAGAGUGGUUUUUGUGACUGGAAAAAGACUGCAAACUAUCGACUUUGGAUAA
Messenger RNA from Chilo suppressalis (striped riceborer), 1365 nucleotides. Lineage: Eukaryota; Metazoa; Arthropoda; Insecta; Lepidoptera; Crambidae. The record is from the annotation of a GenBank genome assembly.